AUGCCUCCACGAUCGAGCAAUCCCAGGCAGUCUACCGCGUCGCAUAGGUCGACAUUGUCAUUAUCCAAAACCGAAGUCACAAUCCAUGUCUAUGAUCUGCUACCUCCAGGACGCCUAUCCUCUGUUCUUUGGACAUUUGGCGCUUCACUACUGCACUCGGGUGUUGUGAUCAAUGGCAGAGAGUACGCCUACGGCGGGCACGAGCGACGAGGUGUGACGGGAGUAUACUGGACAAAGCCCAAGACGGAGCCCCCCGGCGGCACUUUCAAGUCCGAGAUCCUCCACGGCUUUACCUUUGCAACCCAGGCCGAGAUCGAUGCGAUUCUGGAAGAAGCCUCGAGAGACUUCCUCGGAACCUCCUAUAACCUCUUGACGAAAAAUUGCAACCACUUCACUUCCUAUCUCUGCAGAAAGCUUACCGGCCGUCCCGGUCCCGGCUGGCUGAACCGUGCGGCAAGCAUCGGUGUCGCAUUACCCUGCGUUGUUCCUAGGGACUGGAUCGACCCACCCGAGUACGAUACCGCCGACGGCGCACUUCUGGAAGAGGAGGAGGAGGAUGAUCGUGCUCACGAAGGCUCUAGGAUGCUGAAGCAAUCGCCACCGAGGUUCCUCACCGAGAACUCCAAGGGUCAAGCGGAGGACGCCGAUUGGGAUAGCGAGGAGGAACGACGCCGCGGCGGCAACGGCAAGGGCAAGAAGGCCGUACGGGAUACUGCGGGUCGCGACCUACCUGCUGCCGAAAGGGCUCCGGUUCGAAAGUAG
This is a messenger RNA of Colletotrichum abscissum, 762 nucleotides long. RefSeq lists its product as uncharacterized. NCBI's taxonomy places the organism in Eukaryota, Fungi, Ascomycota, Sordariomycetes, Glomerellales, Glomerellaceae. The record is from RefSeq and is a predicted model, not a curated record. The transcript has 2 exons. Gene Ontology annotation, biological process: protein deubiquitination. Gene Ontology annotation, molecular function: deubiquitinase activity. Bases 1 to 762 code for a protein of 253 amino acids.